UUCUUCAUCUCCAACUUCACUUCAUCUUCAUCUUUAUCUUCAUCACCAUAAAACAAUGGCAAGCUUGGCGCGUGUGAAAGAGGCCGUGGUUGUCGCGCCCUCCGAGCCAACCCCUUCUUGCGUUCUCAGCCUCUCCGCCGUCGACUCACAGCUCUUCCUUCGCUUCACUAUAGAGUACCUCCUAGUCUACCCUACCCGCCAAAACACCAACCAGGCUCUAACCGCUACAAGUGUCAAGGCCGCACUGGCCAAAGCCCUCGUCCCGUACUACCCGCUGGCCGGUCGGGUCAGGCCCAAGCCCGACGGCUCGAGCCUCGAGGUGGUGUGUCGGGCGCAGGGCGCGGUGUUCAUCGAGGCGGUUUCCGACCGCGCUGUCUCGGAGUUCCAACAUGCCCCACGCUACGUAACCCAGUGGAGAAAGCUCUUGUCGCUCCACGUGGCAGACGUCCUCAAGGGGGCCCCGCCGGUCGUGGUUCAGCUGACGUGGCUGAAGGACGGGGGAGCCGCACUGGGAGUGGGGUUCAACCACUGUGUCUGCGACGGAAUCGGAAGCGCCGAGUUUCUCAACUACUUCGCUGAGCUGGCCGCCGGAAAACACGGACUCGGCGAGUUCCGACCAAAGCCCGUCUGGGAUCGCCACCUCAUGGACCCUAAAAACGUAACUCCACGUCAGCAAAACCUCCCCGUGUUCAACAAAGUCCCGGACCUCUGCGGCUUCAUGAAUCGCUUCACAAACGAAAGACUAUGUCCGACCUCUGUUGUCUUCAACAAAACAUACGUAACCGAGUUAAAGAAUCUAGCUCGGUCGACGAGUCGACUCAGUAGCGAGUCAGGUUUCACAUCUUUCGAGGCACUUUCCGGUCACGUAUGGAGGAGCUGGGCGAGAGCGUUGAACUUACCGUCCAACCAAAUUUUAAAGCUGCUGUUCAGCGUCAACGUACGUCAGCGAGUCAAGCCGAGUCUUCCGGGGGGUUACUACGGCAAUGCGUUCGUCUUGGGAUGCGCGCAGAGCAGCGUGAAGGACUUGACGGAGAAGAGGCUGGGGUACGCGGCGGGGCUGGUGCGACGCGCCAAGGAGCGAGUGGGGGAGGAGUACGUGAGGGGGGUGGUGCAGUCGGUGAGCGGCGAGACGAAGGCGAGUCCGGACUCGGUGGGGGUGCUGAUAGUGUCGCAGUGGUCAAGGUUGGGCCUGGAGAGGGUUGACUUCGGGAUGGGCAGGCCCGUCCACGUGGGGCCCAUUUGCAGCGAUAGGUACUGCUUGUUUCUGCCGGUGAAUGACGACGACGACGACGACGGUGGUAAAAAUGGCGGUCAGGGGGAAUCUGUGAAGGUGAUGGUGGCUGUCCCCACCAGUGCAGUUGACAAAUACGAGUUGUUAGUCAACAGUCCUUACUCGUGAGUGUUUCGGAGUAUUGGGAACCGGGAUAAGAAUAUCCUGGAGUUGGAGUUUCAGCACAAAUCAUCGAGAUUUUCUGCUUCUCAUGAUCUCAUUCUCACACUCUAGAUGACUUUGUAUAUACAGAUUUUCUUAGUUUCUGACUUUCUUAACCCUAAAAUUGGAUCCCUGUUUUUUCAUCAAUGAGGACCAUGAACUGUAUUCUGCGGACUAUAUAUGCUACUAGACUAUACUAUAUGCUUAUAGUAGAGGAAUUUCUGUAUUUUGGGGACACACAUGUCGGUCCUUCCUACUGAUGAAAGAAAAGUUGGUCCUUAAUAUUUUGAGAAGAUGGGUUUCAUUUCGAAAACUAAACUACUGGCACAGAAACUUCCAGUUCAUUCAUUUUAAAGACUACUAUAUAGUUUGUUAUGUUUAAUUUUUUGUUAGAGAUGUACGUUAUUUUUGUUCUGAGACCGAUGUACUUUGCUGGACAUUUUAAUUAGAGAAAAUUGUGAAAUUAUUAAAAUAUUUGCAUGUAAAAAAUUGACAUAUG
Messenger RNA from Rosa rugosa (rugosa rose), 1931 nucleotides. RefSeq names its product alcohol acyltransferase 9. Lineage: Eukaryota; Viridiplantae; Streptophyta; Magnoliopsida; Rosales; Rosaceae. The record is from RefSeq and is a predicted model, not a curated record. The coding region runs from base 56 to 1399 and encodes 447 amino acids. The transcript is spliced from 2 exons.